ACACCGACAGUCAUUGUUGAGCUAGCGACGAACAAACGUACCGCGACCGACCUACACCGCGAUAGUUUUAGUGUUUAUGUGAUAAGAAUCGUGUGUUAUCACUUACAUGUUUGGAUGCGAUGUUCUCGUGAUGUGAUUGGUAGUUGGUGUUUGUAGUUGUAGUAACAUUUGAGAAGAAUGUUUGGAAACAGAGCCAUGGAGUUUGGAGCUUCACUGUUUGUGCUCUUCGCGGUUGUACAUACGACGAGGACGCAGACGCUUGUGGAGCAGGACUUUGCCCCAGUGGUGACCGCAACAUGUAAAGCGGGCUACAUGACCAUUAAAGUAGCAACCAACCAAAGCUUCGUAGGAGCACUGCACGCCCGGGACUACAGGACGCCUUCCUGUAUAUCCUACGGGAACGGCACUCAUAUGACGUCACUAGUCAUCAACAUGUUAGCCAAUCAGGGCUCUCCUGACUACUGUGGGGUCUUCGUCAACAAUAAGACGGAGGAGAGGUCUCUGCCUAUCGCGGUGAGGAUCCACAGAACUCUGGAGUUGGCGGAUGACAAGUUCUACGUCAUCACCUGCGGCAAAGCUGGCUUCAAGAACGCCAGGAACGAAACGUCCCUGGUAUCACUGAAGCUGCUGGCCGACGGUCACAGAGUUCAAGAGGUUUAUUAUGGCAGACCGUACACUCUCAGAGCUGACAUUUCCAGGCCUGACGGAACGUAUGGAAUCAGAGUAAAAUCCUGUUUUGCAUUUAGCAAAAGAAACAGAAGCAUAGAUGACAACCUAAUAGACGAUAGAGGGUGCGCCAACAACAAGAACAUCAUCUCAGAAUUUAAAUACAAUGAGAAACUCGGCUACGCAGAUGCUACAAUCUUCUCAAUGUUCAGAUUCCCUGAGAGCUCAGAGCUCCAUUUACAAUGUGACAUCGCUGUGUGCAAAGGAGCUUGUCCCGAAGUGAAUUGUGAUGAUGAGUUGUCUCCUCUGGCGAGAGCUCAACCCAAAGACAUCUACAGCGAGACUCCAGAUGAGGGAACUAUCAUGGCGUCUACCACGGUGUUUGUACUGGAACCUGGGGAAGAGCCUUUGUUAAGUUCGCUGUGUGAUGACGGAACCAUCAGGCCGUCGUGGCUACUCUACCUGUGCAUAGCGUUCGGACUGAUGUUUCUGAUCAUGUUGAUCAUCAAUGUGUUCCUGUGUUCGGCCAUGACGUGUGCCUGCGCACGCACUGAAGUCAUCGAGAAGGAACCGAGCAUCAUAGAGGACUACGACCCUUACAGGAGCUGGCACGGCUCUCAGUAUGGAUCUAGGUAUUCAUUGAAUGGGAAACCAGGCUACGUUUCUGGUGGAUCAACGAUGAAUUCGACAAGAUCAAUCUCGACAAACAGUGAUCACUACGCGAUCGUACACUCCCGUCCAGGCAGCAGGUACAGUCCAGGACAGAAGAACGGCCACAGAGGUCCGUCAUCCAACCUCGGCUCACACUACUCCGGCAAGAUGUGAGACAUAAACAAAAAACUGACCGACUUGGUCGUGUGAUAUCAGUACAAGGACUGUUUUAACACCAGUUUAUGGUAUUGUAGCUUUCAUUGUUUAUAAUUUGUUGUGCGAUUUAAUAACAACCACCAAAUGGUUCUGUGUAGAACUGUUAUUGUAUGUAUUUAACACUAAUUAAUUCGAGCAAAUUACCUUAAAAUGAAUUUACAUGUGUAAUAUAAUGUUGAGUUUUCUUUUCUUGUGUUCGAGGACUUGUGUAUAAAAUGUUACCCUUUAAGCUAAUUUGUCUUCCAUCUAAUCAUCUCAUCAUAGGUUAGUUUUAUAGUGUACUUUGUAGUGUUUAUACUGUCAGAAUUUCACGCAUAGAGCAAUGCAAUAGAUUGAAACCCAGUAAAAUUAAUUUUGAUAGACUGUUUGUAAUUUUACAAUUUAUAAAAGCUGAUGCGUUCAGUUGAAAGUGUAUGUGGUGCUGUAUAUACUAGCAGUUGUAGCAAUUAAUGUAAUUCAGUUGGAUUUUUCUUUACAAACUGGUUACAAGAUUAAGUAUAAAAAUUCUUAGUCUAAGAAUUACAUUCAUAUUGUUUAUCCAUCUAGAUUAAUAAUAGUACCCAGAAAUGUUAAGUAUAGGAAACUUGUAAAAUACCGUCCGACCGAGUAACCGUGAGUGAUAAAGCAAUGCUCCAGUGUUGUAUUUAAUCGUUAACUAUGUAAAUACUUUGUUAGGAUUUACUUUAUAAAUUGCCAUAAUACAGUCUUACAAAGUACAA
Molecule: messenger RNA, 2252 nt
Organism: Macrosteles quadrilineatus (aster leafhopper)
Lineage: Eukaryota; Metazoa; Arthropoda; Insecta; Hemiptera; Cicadellidae
Exons: 10
Coding region: 178-1491 (437 amino acids)
Source: RefSeq, a predicted model, not a curated record